UUAUGGCGUGAACUAAUUCUCGCCUGCCUAUCAGAGGUAGGAUUACAGACUUAAAUCGCUCGGUGGAAAGUUGUGAUACACAUUGCAGUGGAGGCAAAAGGUAGUGAUCCAAAUGAGGGUUAUUUUACAUCAAUAUUUGCCGUUUUGGGAUAGUAACUGAGGCCGAAACUGUCUUUGUUCGACGGAAGGUUGUGCUUAUAUAGCAUGUUGCAGUGAAAAUGAUAUGUGAGGACUGUUUGUCAUUGUGGUGAAGUCAAAAUGGGUAUUUGCGUGUUCGGUAUCGACAAUUGUUUUCGCUGUUCUUGGAAUUUGUGCGGUUUCUGGAAUUAUUAUCGUACCGGUAACUAAUUAGCAAAAGAUGUUCGGCUAUACUGCAUACUGCUGAUAACUCUGUUUAUAGCUGAGAAAGGAUUUCUGCUGGUGAAGGAGACCAAGAGAAGGGAAACUGACAUAAAACGACCGAAGAUAUCUUGCAGAAAGUAGGCUUGGAACGACUGGCUGUGAGGUCCAAUCUUCCAAAUUCAUACCCCCCCCCCCAAAAAAAACAAUGACAAUUGCAGGGAAAAUGGCGACUUUCAAAAUAAUAGUCUGUCUUCAUCUUGUCACCUCUCUGCGAGUACAUGCCAUGGACAUGGAGAAGUCGAAGAAUGGUGAUUCGCCUUUAGAUUCGGGGUACUACAGACACCGGCCUUCUUUUAUGCGGCAUGGCGCACACACUGGACGAAGGCAGAAAAACCAGACCGAAACUCUCGGGGAUCGUGCUGAGUUUGAAGAUCCAGGCAGCAAGCAGAUGAAAUCUGCAGAAAAGGGAGUAAUUGUACCUUUGAUUUUGAAGAACAAUAGUUGGUCCGAGGUGGCUUUGCCGCCACCAACGCUUUCGAAGGACAGUGGUGCGCCAAAGAGCAUGACUUCAGGUAAAACUUCAUCAACUGACUCGGAUCUCGAACCUUUUGAUCCGCUCGAUGACAGUCCUCGCAGAAGACUUAGUUUGGAUGUUACAAACGCCCCAGCCGUUACACAUGGACCAUCACUCGGUCGCCAACAGACGAGGGGGCGAGCGAGGACAUUCUCAGCAACUCCAACGCAGCCGCCAAGGAGUUAUUCUCCCCUUCCAUCAGAACAUUUGCCACGGGUUGGGGCAAUACGGGAGUGGGAUCCUUUGUGGGAAAAGGACCGAUUGUCGAGUUCAACUUUGAGACCAAGGUCACCAGGGAGAGGCAGUGAAUUCGGACAGAAAUCUGGAGACGGAACGGCUCCUUUUGAGGAACCGCAGAAUCCUGUGAAAAAACCCAAACAGAAAUUUCCUUCGCAUAAAGGAGGAAAGACAGUGAAUGACACGGUUACUGAUAGCCAUUCGCCACCACAAAAGGAACGCACGUCGAACGUCCCUCAAAAGACGACGAAGACGCCAAAAACGGCACUCCGUCCUGAUGAGGGUAGGGCGAAUAAACCUGUCGAAGUGAUAGCACAACCGGUGUUCCCGAAGCCAACGAAAUCACCCAAGAAGCACACCGAAAAACCUGUAAUGAAGACCAAGCCGACGGAUGCGCCGAGGAGAAGUACGACACCGCUGCUCCAAGGUACAACCAGGAUGUUAGAAGAUCCAGUCAUCAGCAAAGGGGAAUCGAAGCCGCAGGAGAUAGGACCAGAGGAGAAGAGUGAAAAAGAGGUGGUUGUACCUCACGGCGGCGGGGGGAAGGACAAAAAUCAUGUCGGGCCAGACGACGGACACCAUAAAGACACUAAGCCAAUUAUUGUCAUCUCACCUACAGAGAAGGAACCAAAGUGGACAAAGUACCCUCCACUUACUCCAUUGGUAGCAAAGGUCACAACGACUUCUCGCCCCUUCACACCGGAAUUCUACGUCACCGUGAAACUCACUAUGUCCUGGCGAGAAUUUUGUCUACGGAGAGCAGAGUUUAAAGGCCUUGUGGUCACUCUCUUUGAGGAGAGCUCGAAGGCGUUUGUUAUAUCUGUCGACCAAGUCGUAGUAAUGUAUGAAGACGAACAUUGUGGUCUGCGGCAGCGUUACGUUAGACGGAUUGAGAUCGUGGUGGACCUCUUCAUCAGAGACAAACCCGGGGAGUACAGCAAAACGCUGACUGAAAUGUGCUUCAAGGCUUUCAAGGAUGGGAUGGAGAUAUUGAGGAAGAGUUUUGAUUAUAAGAUACUUGAGUUCAACUUAUCAGGAUCGAAGGAAUCGCCUUACUCAACGACUAGGAGAUCAGGGCCAGCAUUGGGCACCGGCAUCAUCGUUGCCAUAGUGAUCGCCGCCAUCGCUGGGUUCUGCCUGCUGGUGCUUCUAUUGCUCCAGUUAAUCUACCGGCGGAGAAGCAAGGGCAAGACGAUGCGACCUUACGUUGGGGAGGCUUACUUGGGUCACACCGCCAACAACUCCCUCGAUUCCAUCGCCAUGACAGCCAGGCACCUGGCAUCGCCGAACAGAUACUCCGCAGCAGGUUUCAUGAACCCAGGGCUUGAGUUAAACGCCAACAUGGACAAACAAUAUCCCAUCUAUCAUCCGUCAAAUGUUGUGGUCUUCCCGGGAUUACCAUCAUUCAACUUGGAUAUGGAAGCAAUUGAAGCCGAGUUCGGGCAACUCCCCAACAACAUGCCGCGGUUGUCAGAGGUGCCGGCUGGAGCGGAGCAUAAAAAUCGUUACGCUAAUGUAAUUCCAAUACCGGAGACAAGGGUUCACCUGAGGCAGAAGGGUGAGGAUAAGGCAACCGAGUAUAUUAAUGCAAAUUACGUGAAGGGGCACAGGGACAGGCCCAAGGCCUACAUCGCCACGCAGGCUCCGGUGCGAAACACGAUUGAGGACUUCUGGGGAAUGGUUUGGGAACAGCAGACCAAAGUUAUUGUGAUGGCAACAGGUUUGGACGAAAGCGGGAUGAGCAAAUGUGAGGAAUACUUCCCGAGAUCGGAUGGCGUUGAUAACACGCUGAUGUUCGGUGACUUCAUGGUCGUGCUCAAACUUCAGGACGUCAGACAAGACUACAUCCUUUCUGGCUUGACCUUGAAGGAUGUGGAGAGGAACCUUUGUCGUGAAGUGGUUCACUUCUGGUACACAGGCUGGCCAUGCCAAGGUGUUCCUGAAUCAGCCCUCUCCAUCAUUCACUUCUUACUACAUGUCCAGGCCUAUCAGAGGAAGGCGAAGGCACCAGAAAUAAUACACUGCAGUCCUGGGACAGGUCGUACAGGUACCCUCAUGGCCAUAGACAUAAGUAUGAAAGCAUUUGAGGACAAAGGAGCAGCUGAUGUUUUGAACACAGUCUACAAACUGAGGCAGGACAGAGCAGGGGCUGUUCAGACCAAGGAACAAUAUGCAUUUAUCUACAAGGCCAUCAAUGAAUAUGCACUGAUGUUGUCUGAGCCCACCCUGUGCCCCGAGGAAAACGGUCUUCCAUCACGGUCAUCUCGAGUUGGCACAUCCCAUGAUGACAUGAUGAAGAAGUACUGAAAGACUCCGUACAUUUCAACACUCAGACAAUGGAAUCGUACUGAGGCUUAGGAAGGAUUGAGACACAUCCUUGGGACCCCUGCAAUAUCUUUGAUAAAACUUGAACAUUUUCUUUUAAAAGCCUACUUAAAUCUUGAAUUUGACAAUUUUUGGAGAAUUGAGAGAAAUUAAACAAACCUGGACCAUGUCAGAAUUUUAGUGCAUGCAUGGUAGAAACAUAUAAUUAUACCGGUACUAAUGUGCAUAUCAAUAUUAUUAUAGGAAAUCUUUGGAUAAAUAAACAGAACAAUGUAAAUAGGCAAUCUUAUGUAUCAUGGUAGCAAUUAUGUCCUCACAUGUGCACAUAUCUGGUGAUAGAAGAAUCCUAUUUUUGUGAAGGAUAUUUUCAUGAAGAUGCAAUAAAUGCAAUAUAUUUUACACAA
Messenger RNA from Lineus longissimus, 3882 nucleotides. RefSeq lists its product as uncharacterized. The record is from RefSeq and is a predicted model, not a curated record. Gene Ontology annotation, biological process: protein dephosphorylation. NCBI's taxonomy places the organism in Eukaryota, Metazoa, Nemertea, Pilidiophora, Heteronemertea, Lineidae. The transcript has 13 exons. Gene Ontology annotation, molecular function: protein tyrosine phosphatase activity. The coding region runs from base 548 to 3460 and encodes 970 amino acids.